This is a messenger RNA of Striga asiatica, 1485 nucleotides long. Lineage: Eukaryota; Viridiplantae; Streptophyta; Magnoliopsida; Lamiales; Orobanchaceae. The record is from the annotation of a GenBank genome assembly.
AUGCAAAUUCUCCAAGUAGUACCCCUCAAACCCAACAGCCUCAUGCUCUUCACGCUACUCUCAUGCCUCCUAUGCAUCACAUCCCUUUACAUCAUCUUCCCAAACCCCACCCUAACAACCACGCGCCCCUCGCACGCCGAAUCCCCAUCGCCACCUCCCGAAACCUCCCUCGACCACCUCGUCUUCGGCAUUGCCUCCAACGACAAGUCUUGGCCCAACCGCAAAAGCUACGUCCGUCUCUGGUGGCGGCCCCACCUCACGAGAGGCUGCGCUUUUCUCGAGACAAACGCCACCUCAACCGACCACUCGAACGAGCUCCCUCCCGUGUGCGUCUCGGGAGACACUUCCCGUUUUCGGUACACUUUCCGAAACGGGCUCCGAUCGGCCGUGCGCGUGGCCCGAAUCGUGGCCGAGACCGUCGCCCUAAACCACCCGAACGUGCGGUGGUUCGUGUUCGGGGACGACGACACGGUGUUUUUUCCCGAGAAUUUGGCGAGGACUCUGUCGAAGUACAAUCACGAGUUGUGGUACUAUGUGGGGUCGAAUUCCGAGAGCUUCACGCAAAACAAGGCUUUCUCCUUCGAGAUGGCCUUUGGAGGGGCGGGUUUCGCGUUAAGCUACCCGCUUGCGAAGGUGUUGGCUAAGGUUUUCGACUCGUGUUUGGAAAGGUACCCGCACUUGUAUGGUAGCGACGGCCGGGUGCAGGCUUGUGUGGCCGAGUUGGGGCCUAUUUUCCCAAACACGACCCAUCUCCGAGCCUUGGAACACUUAUUCCGGGCCGUGAAAGUCGACUCACAGAGGGUCGUUCAGCAAACGGUAUGCUACGACCGUUGGUUCUCGUGGACUAUUUCCGUCUCGUGGGGCUACGCGGUUCAGAUUUUCCCGCGCCACGUGUCGUUGCCAGAUGCCCUCCGGACCCAGGAAACGUACGUUCCCUGGAGAAGAGGAGGCUUAAACCACUUGUACAAUGUGGACACGUUGGGGUACCACACGGAUCCGUGUCGAAGGCCGGUAGUUUUUUACAUGCACAACGUGUCGUCGUCUCGCGAAGAUGGAGCGAUAACGAGUGUUUAUAGAAUGGUGGGUUCUGAGAAUUGCACGGUCGACCGGGCCUCGCCAAGAAAGCUCGAGGAGCUUCAAGCUCCGCGAAGACAUUGUUGCGAUGUUCUGCGUUCUAAAACUGAGACCGUGUUGGAAAUUGCCAUCCGAGAAUGUGGUGAUGAAGAGUUGAUAUAUAUGCAUUGAUGUAGUUGUAUGUGUAUUUAUACUCUAGUUAAUUUUCGGAGAGUAGUUUCUGAAAGAAUCUGCUUCGUUCGGCUCAAAAUAUGGUUCAAAUCGGCUGGUAACUAGUGGUUCUUGAAGAGAGUUUAGGCUUAUCACUAGAGAUGGACUUGGUUGGUUCACCUACGGACUACAUUGUUGUCAUAUGUAGGUAGAUUAUGAGUACCAUUAUUAUUAUUUUCUUUCCCAUUCGUUAAAUAUAUA